This is a messenger RNA of Emiliania huxleyi CCMP1516, 240 nucleotides long. RefSeq lists its product as hypothetical. The transcript is spliced from 3 exons. Lineage: Eukaryota; Haptophyta; Isochrysidales; Noelaerhabdaceae. The annotation marks the transcript as partial. The record is from RefSeq and is a predicted model, not a curated record.
GAGCACCUGGUCAAUGAGCAGCUCAAGUCAGACCUGCAGCAGGUGCUCGAGCGGCGCGACGCGCUGUACGAGCGCAUCGCGCACUGCCUGGAGUUGCGCAACAACAUGACGAUGCUGCUGGACGAGCAGCUGCACUCGCUCAAGACAAAGGUCAACCUCGGCUGUGACUUUUACGUCGAUGCGAGCAUACCCGACACGUCGUGGGUGUACGUGAGUGUCGGGCUCGGCUUCCACGCGCAG